GGUACACCGGGAGAUUCGCUGAAUCUGUGCCGCCGCCGAAACAAAGGUGACACUGGUGACCCGCAGCUUCGUGGGCUUGUCGCGUAACCGGGAGGAGUUUCACAUCUGUGGAAGUGUGUACGCGGCGUGGCAUCGGUGCUGUUUUGGUUAAAAGAAGUGCCUUAAAUUAACUGCCAGGACACUCAGACUAAAGUGCAAGCAGAGCCUGUAAGCAAAAGAACUCUCUCUGAAAAUGGCGGAAGCUCAUCAGGCAGUAGCUUUUCAAUUUACCGUAACUCCAGAUGGGAUUGACCUGCGUAUGAGCCAUGAGGCACUCAAACAGAUUUACCUAUCUGGUGUCUAUUCGUGGAAGAAGAAGUUCAUCAGGUUCAAGAAUGGAAUUAUCACCGGCGUUUAUCCUGCUAGCCCAUCUAGCUGGCUUAUUGUAGUUGUGGGUGUGAUGUCAACCAUGUAUGCCAAAAUUGAUCCUUCAUUAGGAAUAAUAGCCAGGAUCAACCGAACACUUGAUACAACUGGCUAUAUGUCAAACCAAACACAGAAUAUUGUGAGUGGAGUACUUUUUGGCACAGGGCUUUGGGUUGCCCUUAUCGUCACAAUGCGCUACUCCCUGAAAAUGCUGCUCUCCUACCAUGGUUGGAUGUUCUCUGAACAUGGCAAACUUUCUGCUGGCACCAAGUUUUGGAUGGCCCUUGUAAAACUUUUCUCAGGGCGUAAGCCCAUGUUAUACAGUUUCCAGACAUCUUUACCACGAUUGCCAGUUCCAGCUGUUAAAGACACAGUUAACAGGUAUCUGGAGUCAGUUCGACCACUUAUGGAUGAUGAACAGUUCAAAAGAAUGGAGGGUCUUGCCAAAGAUUUUGCAUUUAAUUUGGGGCCAAGGCUUCAGUGGUAUUUGAAGCUAAAAUCCUGGUGGGCCACUAAUUAUGUUAGUGAUUGGUGGGAAGAAUAUAUCUACCUUAGAGGACGUGGACCAAUCAUGGUUAACAGUAACUAUUUUGCAAUGGACUUCCUUUCUUUAUGUCCCACAACCCUGCAGGCAGCUAGAGCUGGUAAUGUUAUCCAUGCCAUCCUGCUCUAUCGGAAAAAACUGGACAGACAAGAAAUCAAGCCAAUUCUUCUGAUGGGAUCUACUGUUCCACUCUGCUCAGCUCAGUGGGAAAGGAUGUUUAAUACUUCCCGUAUCCCAGGAGAGGAAUCAGAUACCCUCCAGCAUGUGAAAGACAGCAAACACAUUGUUGUGUAUCACAAGGGCCGUUACUUCAAAGUGUGGCUGUACCAUGAUGGCAGAUUGUUGAGACCCCGAGAAAUUGAACAGCAAAUACAGAGAAUUCUUGAUGAUGAUUCAGAACCUCAGCCUGGUGAAGAGAAGCUUGCGGCUCUUACUGCAGGAGACAGAGUACCAUGGGCUAAGGCUCGUCAGGCUUAUUUUAGCCAUGGAAAGAACAAACAGUCCUUAGAUGCUGUUGAGAAAGCAGCGUUUUUUGUGACAUUGGACGACGUCGAGCAGGGGUACAAGACAGAAGACCCAGUGAGGUCACUGGAUGCAUAUGCAAAAUCAUUGAUACAUGGCAGAUGUUACGACAGGUGGUUUGAUAAGACAUUCACUCUUAUAAUAUUCAGAAAUGGCAAAAUGGGUCUGAAUGCAGAGCACUCCUGGGCAGAUGCUCCUAUUGUUGGACACCUGUGGGAGAAUGUGAUGGCAACUGAGUAUCUUGAACUGGGCUAUUCAGCAGAUGGACAUUGCAAAGGAGAUACCAACCCAAAUAUUCCUAUUCCUACCAAACUUCAAUGGGAAAUUCCAGAAGAAUGCCAAGAAGUGAUUGAGAAGUCUCUGAGCACUGCUGUCGCUCUAGCAGAUGAUGUGGACUUUCAUUCAUUUUAUUUUGAUACUUUUGGGAAAGGACUAAUAAAGAAAGUGAAGACCAGCCCUGACGCCUUUGUGCAGCUCGCGCUGCAGCUUGCUCACUAUCGGGAUAUGGGAAAGUUUUCUUUAACAUACGAAGCGUCCAUGACACGCUUGUUCCGAGAAGGCAGGACCGAAACGGUUCGUUCGUGCACUGUUGAGUCCUGUCGUUUUGUUCAAGCCAUGGAAGACCCAACAGAAAGUACUGAAAAUACACUGAAGUUCUUUCGGCAGGCAGCUGACAAACAUCAGCACUUGUAUCGCCUUGCCAUGACUGGGGCUGGCAUUGACCGCCACCUCUUCUGCCUUUAUGUCGUGUCCAAGUACCUCGCUGUAGAUUCUCCUUUCCUCAAGGAAGUUUUGUCAGAACCUUGGAGGCUGUCAACAAGUCAGACACCACAGCAGUACAUUGAUCUGAAGAAGAACCCGGAAAUGUUAGCCUCUGGUGGAGGGUUUGGGCCGGUGGCUGAUGAUGGUUAUGGUGUUUCUUACAUAAUCUUGGGUGAAAAUUUCAUUCAUUUCCAUAUCUCCAGCAAAAUAUCUUGUUCUGAGACGGAUUCUCAUCGUUUUGGAAAGAACAUCCAGAAAGCAAUGGUUGACAUCAUGGGUUUAUUUAACCUUAGUAAAAACUGUACAAAGUGAUCUGCUUUCUUGGUGCCAAGCAAACUCCUCGUGGUGGGAUGAGAACUCUUCUGCACAGGGAACAAGAGCAAGGUUUGUCGAAGAGUAGCUGGAGAAGAAACUGAGUCAUCACCUUCUUGAUCACCUAUUAAAGCCUUAGCAGUAUAUUAAAUGUGUCUUUUUUUGUUGUGGUUUUUGGAGGUUUUUUUUGUCAGUAGUAUGGAAGAGCUUAUUUCUACAAAGGAUGACUUUUAAAAUUUUCUGUGUUUCUAGGGAGGAAGCAUAGUAUCAUUGCAUGAAGUCAUGUAUAUUCUAACUUCUGCAGUUUUCUCUUAAUUUGCAUACACUUUCUCUCUCUCUUUUUUUUUUUUUUACUUUAAAUUAAUUUACUUGUUUCCAGAAUCAAAGGGAUAAAACACACCGGCUUAAAUACUAGAAAAAGUUAGAUUUGCUAUGUAUUAAUAGCAGAAUAUUCUUCAAUGUAUCUGCUGCUUUAUGUAAAUGAGUGACAAACUUGUGGCCAUUUGCCUUCCUUGGUUUCUUUUUAGAGGUAAAUUGUGUAAAAUAUACCAAAAGAUCCCUGCUGUAACCUACCUUAACACACUAAGUUGUAGAAAUUUUAUGGUUUUUGCAAAGAAGGAAAAAAAAAAAAGAAACCCAACCACUGGAUAG
Messenger RNA from Pseudopodoces humilis (Tibetan ground-tit), 3196 nucleotides. It is a transcript of the gene CPT1A, whose product is annotated as carnitine palmitoyltransferase 1A. Gene Ontology annotation, cellular component: mitochondrion. Gene Ontology annotation, molecular function: carnitine O-palmitoyltransferase activity. Gene Ontology annotation, biological process: carnitine metabolic process; fatty acid metabolic process. NCBI's taxonomy places the organism in Eukaryota, Metazoa, Chordata, Aves, Passeriformes, Paridae. The record is from RefSeq and is a predicted model, not a curated record.